GCUCUGUUGGGGCUGCACCUCGGACCAGGGCCGGAGACGCCUCUGCAGCCAUGUCGGGCCGCUCGGUGCCACAUGCCCACCCGGCCACCACUGAGUACGAAUUUGCCAACCCCAGCCGCCUGGGUGAGCAGCGCUUUGGAGAAGGCCUUCUGCCAGAAGAGAUCCUGGCCCCCACCCUCUACCAUGGCUACUAUGUCCGUCCCCGGGCCACCGCAGCUGGGGAGGGCAGCAGGGCAGGGGCCUCUGAGCUCAGGCUCAGUGAGGGCAAGUUUCAGGCGUUUCUGGAUGUGAGCCACUUCACCCCAGAUGAGGUGACCGUGAGGACUGUGGACAACCUGCUGGAGGUGUCUGCCCGGCACCCCCAGCGCCUAGACCGCCACGGCUUCGUGUCCCGAGAGUUCUGCCGCACCUAUGUCUUGCCUGCUGAUGUGGACCCUUGGCGGGUCCGCGCCGCUCUCUCCCAUGAUGGCAUCCUUAAUCUGGAGGCACCGCGGGGUGGCCGACACUUGGACACAGAGGUCAAUGAGGUCUACAUCUCCCUGCUCCCCGCACCUCCUGAUCCCGAGGAAGAGGAGGAGGCCACUGGAGUUGAGCCCUGAGUGCCGUGGAGCUGGCUUGCGGCGAACCCCUUUCUACCUCCACGGUGAUAUGAGCAGCUGGCCACCACCGCAGAGGUAGCAGCGUCCUUGGGGGAAGGGCAAAGUGCAUGGCCCACAAUGUAUGGUUUGGUCCCUUGAGACAUGUCAUAGCCUUUGGUUUAGUUCUGGGUGGAGGUGAAUAAACCCAAAUCUCAGGGC
Messenger RNA from Enhydra lutris kenyoni (northern sea otter), 797 nucleotides. RefSeq names its product heat shock protein family B (small) member 2. Gene Ontology annotation, biological process: response to heat; protein refolding. The record is from RefSeq and is a predicted model, not a curated record. The transcript is spliced from 2 exons. Gene Ontology annotation, molecular function: structural constituent of eye lens; protein folding chaperone. NCBI's taxonomy places the organism in Eukaryota, Metazoa, Chordata, Mammalia, Carnivora, Mustelidae. The coding region runs from base 51 to 599 and encodes 182 amino acids.